Cuscuta epithymum is the source of this 1572-nucleotide messenger RNA. Lineage: Eukaryota; Viridiplantae; Streptophyta; Magnoliopsida; Solanales; Convolvulaceae. The record is from the annotation of a GenBank genome assembly.
GUAAACAGGGAUCGAGUUGCUUUAUCGUCAGUCAAGCAUCGUAAACUGAAUGGGGACAUCCCAAUGGGACGGAGGGAGUAGUUUCGUAAGUGUGAAUUUAUCAAUUAGACUAUUAGAGAAUCUCUUGAUACGAGACACAUAAAUCAUUCUUGUUCAAAUCUUUUUUAUGGUUGAAUUAAACCGAUCUAACUCUUAACGUAUUUGUAUUUUAUACAUUGAUGCUUAUUGAGGUGGCCUAUUUUCCUGUAAUUAAAAAUUAAUAAUGCAAGGUAUGUAGCUAGUUUAGUGUGUAUUGAUAGUAUAACUUGAAAAAGUUUGAUGUUAGUGUUAAUAUAUAUACAAAUUUUGAAUGGAAGGAUAUGACCCGCGAGAUGAGGAAAUUGUGUCCCAAUUUUGAUAGAGAAGAUGGGCUAGAGACGGUGUUGGAAGUGCCAAUUCCGGAGGAAAUGUUUUCGAGCAUGGGGAAUAAUGUUGCUGUUCGAUGGCAAAACAUGUCGACAUGGAUGAAAGCUCAAACAUUGGAUAAGUGGUCAUCACCAGUUAUUGUUGCCCGUUACAAUGAGAUGAGCUUCCUGCUGUAUACUUUAGGAUCUCCUUUGAUCCCUCUCCAAGUUCAUUUGGACCCUUCUGUUCAACGCCCUAUAAAAAAUUCCCCAAUAGAGGCAUCGACGGCUAAGUACAUAAUCACACAAUACAUUGCAGCAAUAGGAGGACAAGCUAUAAUAAAUAAUGUGCGUAGCAUGUGCAUAAUUGGACACAUAAAGAUUGGGACGUCUGAUUUUCAUCAAGGUGACCAAAAUGUUAAAGCAAGGACAAAUGAGGAGCGAGGUGGGUUUUUGCUUUGGCACAAGAACCCUAACCUAUGGUGCCUUGAGAUGCUCAUAUCUGGAUGUAAAGUUAUAUCUGGAAGUAAUGGUAAAAUUGUUUGGAGGCAAUCCUCUAAUCAACAAAGGCCUAUCAGUAAAGGCUCUCCCAGGCCUCUUCGUAGAUUUUUGCAGGCGCAGUGUGCAUAGGGGAGAAGAUAAUAAAUGGCGAAGAUUGUUUCAUACUUAAACUCGAGACUACGCAAUCUGAUUUAGAGGCACAAAGUGGUCCAAACUUUGAAAUAAUUCAUCAUACCAUAUGGGGAUACUUUAGUCAAAGAUCAGGACUUUUGGUGAAGUUCGAAGACUCGAGACUCCUCACCGUGAAAUCGAGUAGAGAAGAAGAAGGGGUAUUUUGGGAAACAAGCAAUGAGUCCGUGAUUGAAGACUAUAAGUAUGUGGAUGGUGUUAAUAUUGCGCAUGGCGGAAAAACUUUUGUCACUGUUUUCAGAUAUGGUGAACAAUCAGCAAAUCACAAGAGGGAACUACAAGAAACUUGGAAAAUAGAAGAUGUUGACUUUAAUGUUGAUGGCUUAUCUGAUGAGUUCUUCAUGCCUCCUACCGAAUUUAAGAAAGAUUUUUGAGCUGGACAAAAUGUAUAUGUUCCUUGAAGAAUUAGCUAGCACUAACUUUUGUUUUUUGCUUUUUAUGUUGAUAUUGUAAAUUUGUGAGUUUUUUGCACACUUAUUAUUUGUUAUGAUUUUCUAAA